AUGGCCACAAACGGUAACCUAGACAAGGAUGAAAAUGGUAAAGAGGUUGAUGUCAAAUUAUACCGAGGCAUGAUAGGCUAUCUAUUGUAUCUCACGGCCUCAAGACCGGACAUUAUGUUUAGCGUGUGUAUGUGUGCAAGAUACCAAUCUUGUCCAAAAGAAUCACAUCUAAAGUCUGUAAAAAGAAUUCUAAGGUACCUCCGUGGAACUACCACAUAUGGUCUAUGGUUUCUUAAGGGAAAUGAAUGCUACUUGGUGGGAUUCUCCGACUCUGAUUUUGCUGGGUGCAAAUCUGACAGAAAGAGCACUAGUGGCACAUGUCACCUCUUCUCAAAUUCAUUGGUAAGUUGGCACAGCAAGAAACAAGUAUCAGUUUCGUUAUCUACAGCUGAAGCAGAAUAUGUAACUGCCGGAAGUUGUUGUGCGCAGAUAUUUUGGCUCAAACAACAACUUAUUGACUUUGGUAUCAAACUUGACCGCAUACCAAUCAUGUGUGAUAACACAAGCGCCAUCAACUUAAGCAAAAAUCCUGUUCUACAUUCACAGACCAAGCAUAUUGAAAUAAGGCAUCACUUCUUAAGAGACCAUGUAGAAAAAGGAGAAGUUGUGUUUGAACAUGUUGAGUGCAAGAAACAAUUAGCGGACAUCUUCACGAAACCUCUUGCAACCGAGCCUUUCUUCAACAUUCGCAGAGAAUUAGGGAUAUUGGAUAUCUCUAAUUUGAGCUAA
Messenger RNA from Vicia villosa (hairy vetch), 729 nucleotides. RefSeq names its product secreted RxLR effector protein 161-like. The record is from RefSeq and is a predicted model, not a curated record. NCBI's taxonomy places the organism in Eukaryota, Viridiplantae, Streptophyta, Magnoliopsida, Fabales, Fabaceae. The transcript has a single exon. The coding region runs from base 1 to 729 and encodes 242 amino acids.